GUGGAACCAGCUCCCGCUCUGCUGAUCAUGGUCAACAAGACCUUAAAUUACUGGGGUCCCGGUUUUGAGGAGGACGUUAUCAACAUCAACGUGGGGGGUCUGAGAAGGCGGCUCAGCUCCAGUGCCCUCUCCAAGUUUCCCGACACCCGCCUGGGACGCCUGCUGUCUUGCGACUCAGAGGAGUCCAUCCUGCAGCUCUGCGAUGACUAUGAUGAGAUUGAGUACUGGGGCAUUAAUGAGUUCUUCCUGGACUCCUGCUGCAGCUACCGCUACCAUGAACGCAAGCUGGAGAGCCGGCACCACAACUGGGAUGAGGAGAGCGAGGUCAGCAGCGUGGACACGUCCCCUGAUGAGAUCUCUGACAUCAACCAUGACCUGCUGCACUACAGCACGCUGCGCUGCGGCAACGUGCGCAAACGCCUCUGGCUCACCAUGGAGAACCCCGGCUACUCCAUCCCCAGCAAACUCUUCAGCUUUGUGUCCAUCAGCGUGGUGCUGGUUUCCAUAGCCACCAUGUGCAUCCACAGCAUGCCCGAGUACCAGGAGGUGGAUGAGAAUGGCAACGUGCUCGAUGAACCCAUCCUGCACAAGCUGGAGUAUUUCUGCAUCUCCUGGUUCACCUUCGAAGUGUCUUCCCGCCUCCUGCUCUCCCCCAGCCCCAGGAAGUUCUUCAAGCACCCGCUGAACCUGAUUGACAUUGUCUCAGUGUUGCCCUUCUACUUCACCCUCUUGGUGGACGUGACCAUGGGCAGUGACUCGGAGCUGGGCAACCUGGGCAAGGUCGUGCAGGUGUUUCGGCUCAUGAGGAUAUUCCGGGUGCUGAAGCUGGCUCGGCACUCCACUGGACUGAGGUCGCUGGGGGCCACCUUGAAGGUAAACUGGCUCUCUAUCUCCUUACCUAUUCUUAGUCUCUGG
Molecule: messenger RNA, 915 nt
Organism: Phaethon lepturus (White-tailed tropicbird)
Lineage: Eukaryota; Metazoa; Chordata; Aves; Phaethontiformes; Phaethontidae
Product: potassium voltage-gated channel subfamily S member 1-like
Exons: 2
Biological process (GO): potassium ion transmembrane transport; protein homooligomerization; regulation of delayed rectifier potassium channel activity
Cellular component (GO): voltage-gated potassium channel complex; membrane
Molecular function (GO): delayed rectifier potassium channel activity
Source: RefSeq, a predicted model, not a curated record